Salvia miltiorrhiza (redroot sage) is the source of this 759-nucleotide messenger RNA. RefSeq lists its product as uncharacterized. Lineage: Eukaryota; Viridiplantae; Streptophyta; Magnoliopsida; Lamiales; Lamiaceae. Bases 126 to 542 code for a protein of 138 amino acids. The transcript has 4 exons. The record is from RefSeq and is a predicted model, not a curated record.
UUUUGUGUAUGUAAUGUAAUGCGUUUUUUAUAGAUAUGAUGCACACUUAGUGUUUGGCUCCAAACACACUACUAUCUUUAAAUGCUCUCAAUAAUCUUUCAUUCUCUUCUCACAGUCACAAGAAUAUGAAUAUGUGUGCCAAAGCUUCUUUCUUCGUCUUGUUUCUUUGCUUCUUUAUGCAUGCAUAUACUACUACUCCAUCUUCUGCUCUUCACAAUAAAUUUCUCCCUCAGAAGAUAGAGGAGAAGUUGGAAUUCAACAAGUUUGGUCCAAAUGGAAGGGUUACAUUAACUCAUGACCACAAUCUGCGUAGCAAAAGCAGUAGACACGACCUUUGCAAGAUAAAUAAAGGAGGAAGAAGCAGAGCAGAUUGUAAGUCUUCUCUUCACAAGGCCUUGCUGCAAUUAUCAGAGGACUCAAGAUGGCGACAUCUCAACGUAAGAGAAGUGGAUUUACAAAAUUCCUCAAUUUUGAGUGAAGAAGAUCUAUCAGAGUCGGACUAUGAGCCACCCCAUCGAAAAUCUCCCAUUCACAACAAAUAAUUAAUGGCCUGCUAUCCACAUAUACAACUAAUAUAUCUGAAUCAUCAUUUAGUUUUUCCGACAAAUUUAUAUCUACGAAUAAUAUAUGCAGCAGUUUUAUUUUUUGCUUAUCAACCGUUUGUAAUGUUGAUUUAGAAAAGGUAUAUUUAAAUUAUUGGUUUGAUGCUCAUUAACAAAAUAUUGGUUUGAUGCUAUUUAGUUCAGGGAGUUUUUAACA